GCCGCUGGACUACAUUUCCCAGGGUGCACAGCGCUCACUGUUGUUGUGGACGAGACUGCGCCGGUCCCUGGGUGACAGGGCAGGAUGGAGGCCGGUCUUCCAAUUGAUGAAAAUGAGAUUGUCCUGUCAGAUUAUCUGGAACUUGAAGAACUCCCAGAUACAGACGAGCCACUUUACAUCCUAGGAAAGCAAUAUGACAUAAAAACAGAAAAGUGUGAUCUGCUUUUAGAUGUUACCUCCAGACUGUGGUUUACAUACAGAAAGAAAUUUUCUCCUAUCGGUGGAACAGGCCCAUCGUCUGAUGCUGGUUGGGGUUGUAUGUUGAGAUGUGGACAGAUGAUGCUAGCUCAAGCCUUAAUUUGCCAGCAUCUAGGCAGAGAAUGGCGGUGGGAGAAACAUAAAAAACAGCCAGGCGAAUAUUACCAGAUCCUGCAGUGUUUUCUAGACAGGAAAAAUAGCUGUUAUUCCAUUCAUCAGAUGGCACAGAUGGGCGUCGGAGAAGGAAAGUCUAUAGGUGAAUGGUAUGGGCCAAAUACAGUGGCUCAGGUUUUAAAGAAACUUGCUUUAUUUGAUGAAUGGAAUUCAUUCGCCGUUUAUGUUUCAAUGGAUAACACUGUGGUCAUUGAAGAUAUAAGGAAAAUGUGCCGCUAUCACCCUCACAAUUGGAGCACAGCACAAAGCAGUUCUCAUACUCACCAAAGUGCUUGGAGCAGAUGUAGAGACACUUCAGAGCAGAGCUCAGCAUGGAGGCCACUUCUGCUCAUUGUCCCUCUGCGCCUAGGGAUCAACCAGAUUAAUCCCGUGUAUAUAGAUGCUUUUAAAGAAUGUUUUAAAAUGGCUCAGUCAUUAGGAGCUUUAGGAGGGAAACCAAACAAUGCCUAUUAUUUCAUAGGUUUUUCAGGGGAUGAGCUCAUUUACCUGGAUCCCCACACAACGCAGACCUUUGUGGAGACAGAAGACACAGGGACAGUGCAGGACCAGACAUAUCACUGCCAAAAAAAUCCUAACAGGAUGAAGAUUUUGAAUCUGGACCCCUCUGUGGCAUUGGGAUUCUUUUGCAAAGAAGAAGCAGAUUUUGACAAUUGGUGUAAAACUGUGGAAAAGGAGAUAUUAAAGCAGCAGAGUUUACGGAUGUUUGAACUGGCACCAAAGCACCCUCCUCACUGGCCUCCUUUUAUACCACCAACAAAACCAGAGGUGACCACUACAGGCGCAGAGCUUAUUGAAUCUACUGAUAAACUCUUUGAUGUGGAGGAAGAGUUUGAGAUCCUCACAGUAUGAUGGGGUCUCGUUGUCCGUGCUGCCGUUGGACUACACACAGAUGCAAGUUUACUGGAAAGUGCCUCCAUCAGAGCAGAGAACAUAGCACAGUGCUGGGAGCCGCUGGCUAUUGACAGGAAAUUCUGCACUGGAUAUUCAUUUUAAGAGAGAUAUUCCUUCAUUGCAUCCUCCUGGUUCUGGGAUGGCCAACAGUGUUUACAGUCUCCCUCUGGGUUUCUAAAGGAUUUGAAAUAUUGUCACUGAGCGAAGACACUGCGGGCCCCUGUAUUUCACAGUAUUCACGUAGCAGACAAAGGGUUAACUAUCUUUUUUUUUUGUGUGCAAUGCCCUAACUGGCACCAUUUUUAUACACUUCCGUGCUGGAAAAGUCUGUAGGGUCUGUAAGACGUUUAGCAAUUCUUUGGAAUUGUGUG
This is a messenger RNA of Nanorana parkeri, 1694 nucleotides long. RefSeq names its product autophagy related 4A cysteine peptidase (gene ATG4A). The record is from RefSeq and is a predicted model, not a curated record. Bases 85 to 1281 code for a protein of 398 amino acids. Gene Ontology annotation, molecular function: protein-phosphatidylethanolamide deconjugating activity. Lineage: Eukaryota; Metazoa; Chordata; Amphibia; Anura; Dicroglossidae. The transcript has 13 exons.